This is a messenger RNA of Penicillium griseofulvum, 1149 nucleotides long. Its product is annotated as agmatine deiminase family protein. Gene Ontology annotation, biological process: putrescine biosynthetic process. Gene Ontology annotation, molecular function: protein-arginine deiminase activity; agmatine deiminase activity. Bases 1 to 1149 code for a protein of 382 amino acids. The transcript has a single exon. The record is from RefSeq and is a predicted model, not a curated record. NCBI's taxonomy places the organism in Eukaryota, Fungi, Ascomycota, Eurotiomycetes, Eurotiales, Aspergillaceae.
AUGGCGAUUAACUUAGCCAAAGCUGGGAGGUUUCGGUAUCCAAGCGAAACAUCUCGCCACGCAGCAACUAUAUUGAGUUUUCCAUCUAUCUACUCCAUUGCCACAGCAUAUUAUGACAGCGCGUGCUUCGAGAUUGCUAGUCUAGCCUCUGCAAUCUCCGCAUUUGAGCCUGUCCGCCUAUUUGCACGACCAGAAGAUGUCCAGAGAGCCCAGGCUCUGGUGGAACAAGCCAAUACCAAAUACCCCAGUAAUAUGUCCAACAUAUCAAUCAUUCCAUUUUUAACCAAUCACCUAUGGGCUCGUGAUACAGGCCCCGUCUAUGUCGAACCACUUGACGCUAGCGACCAGCCAGGGCGAUUUGCGAUCAAUUUCCGGUUUAGCGAAUGGGGACGCAAAGGUGCCAUCGGUCUUGAUGACCGUGCCUGUGACGGGCUCGACUGGCCAGUCAUGCAGACAGCGCAGCUUGAAGAAAAUGCGACUUUUGCGCAGCGUGUUAUUGAAUAUGAUCAAUCGCCAUCUCCAGUCACACGCAUCGAAUCCAAGGUCUGCCUCGAAGGGGGCGCGCUAGUUGUGGAUGGUGACGGGACGCUAUUAGCUACAGAGAGCAGCAUUCUCAAUGAGAAUCGCAACCCUGGGAUGUCACGCUCAGAGGUCGAGGAGGAGCUAAAGCGUUUACUAGGAAUUGAGAAGAUUAUCUGGUUUCCUGGUUCCAAAGGCCUUGACGUUACAGAUGUCCACGCUGAUGCCGAGGUCACCUUCAUUCGACCGGGUGUCGUGGUUCUUUGUCGACCGCAUCCAAGCGCACCAAAGGCAUGGAUAGACGUCUAUGAGGAGAUUCGAGACAUUUUGCAAACUACGUUGGAUGCAAGGGGACGCACUUUCGAGGUUCAUAUUGUCGAUGAGCCUGAUCCCAAGGUCUUUGGCAAUCUAGCUUAUGACGAACCUGCAACCAACUACGUUAACAGUUAUUUUGUCAACGGGGGUUUGAUUCUUCCACAAUUUGGAGAUGUCCAGCGGGAUCAAGAAGCACUUGCUCUCUUCCGGGCCUUGUGUCCAAAUCGUGUGGUGCAGCCGGUCCAUGUCACCGGGCUGGCGCUUGCGGGGGGUGUUAUUCACUGUGCAACGCAGCCAGUCCUUGCAAGUGAAUAG